Molecule: messenger RNA, 2667 nt
Organism: Capsicum annuum
Lineage: Eukaryota; Viridiplantae; Streptophyta; Magnoliopsida; Solanales; Solanaceae
Product: telomere repeat-binding protein 4
Exons: 10
Coding region: 261-2315 (684 amino acids)
Molecular function (GO): protein binding
Source: RefSeq, a predicted model, not a curated record
GAGAAGAGGGGGUUUUACCAAACCCAGAGGUUUUUGCAAUCCUGUCCACAAUUUCACUUAACCCCUCCAAAACUAUAAGUAAAUUAACAAAAAAAAAUAAAAAAAUAAACACAAAUUUUUCUCCUUUUUAGCAAAAUUAAUUUCAUGGCUUGAAAAAAUAUUCAAAAUUCUCAUAAACAAUUUCUACGCAGAUUCGUGAAAUUAGUGACGUUGAUUAAUUGCAUCUGGUCGUCGCUUCUUGGUGGCAUGCUUCCGAAGAUAUGGUGUAUAAGAAGAAGCUAGAUUUUGGUUUCAAUGGCUUUCAAGUUCCAGUUAUACCUAAAGCUCCUAGAUCAGUUAGAAGGAGACGCUCCUGUAAAAAAUUUGAUGACGGUCAAAUUUGUGCAUUUGAAUUAUUGGCGGCUGUUGCUGGCAAGCUUUUACUGGAGAGCGAAAGCUCUGCUUCCAGUAAUGCAGCAGAAGGGAAAAAUGAAAUGGCUGAUUGCAAGGAUGGUAUUAAAAGCGGGAUAGUGGAAGAAGGUAAAGCUGUGAAAUCAGAGUGCCUCGACCAGGGAAGUUGUGUUGAAAGCGCUUAUAUACCAGAAACUGCAUCCGAGGAGCAGAAUUUGAAACAUGGUUUCGAUAAACCUUAUCAUGCAGAAAAUAAUUAUUUCUUGGAGAAUACUUCUACUGUUAUAGGUUCUGACGCUAACAUGAAGUUGGAAAACUGCAAGGAGGUCAAUAUAGCUGAUGGAAAAUUCCACCCCAAAAUUGAACUCGGAUCCUCUAAUCUCGAGGAUCCAUGUGAUAGUAAAAUCAGGACUGGAACUCAAAAGCAUUUGGAUGAUGACAGCAAGCAGACUGAAGACGUAACUCUGACCAACACCUGUAGUGUAAAGAAUCCAAUCGAGGAACAUGUUAAUAAGAAUGGCUUGUUUAACUCAGAGAGUAGUGUACAGUUACCCUUGUACAGGGAUUUGGUUCCUAGCGCUUCUUUUGUAAAGCGAAGGAACAAUGUAAAGUUAGGUAUUAGAGAUGAUGACGAAAAUUCUUAUGACUGCUAUCGGUAUAGCACCAAGUUAAGGGCCUUUAGGACUACAUCGCGUCUUGGAUACAGAAGAAUAAGGAAGAUGCUGAAAUCUCGACACUGGAAAGUGGCUCCUAAGUUGAAGGAAUACGAGCGGUCUUACACAAAUGGCGGAGUGGAGUCCUUUUACCUCAGCAGGAAAAGCAUACGUGCACGCAAGAGAUGCCAACUGGAAGUUCCUUCCAAGAGAAGGAAAUUGAGCAACCAUGGCUUUGCCAUUGCAUAUUAUCAGGAGGCCAGUAGUGAAAGCGUUACAAAUUCACCUGACAAGGAAAUCAAACGAGACAUUAAUACCUCCCAUGCGAUCCUGCAGAAAGGAACUGCUGAUCCAUCUCCAGUUAAAAAUCAUCACAAGAAGGACCCUAAUGUAAAAUUUAGCAUCAAGUCCUUCAAAGUGCCUGAGCUUUACAUAGAGGUUCCUGAGACUGCAACAGUCGGCUCUCUGAAGAGAACAGUGAUGGAGGCAGUUACAGCUAUACUAGAAAGUGGAUUACGGGUUGGGGUGGUUCUCCAGGGAAAGAAGGUUAGAGAUGACAAUAGAACUCUAGAGCAGGCUGGCAUUUCCCAGAAUGGUAACCUCGACAAUUUGGGAUUCACUUUGGAGCCUAGAUUCACCCAAGUUUCUCCAUCAUCAUCUCCUAAUAAACCUCCGGCUUCAUCAACAUAUGUGGCAGAUCAGGAGCUAACAAGGCGACGACCUUGUCCUAUAUUGGAAUUGGGGAUUCACAAUGCUUCGUCAGACCCUCUAGAGACUGAGAUGGGCAAGUACAACGAGAAUAACCAUCCAUCAGAGCUAUCUCCUACAAAUCUCAUUGAUCCAUCAACUGAUGUAUCUAGUCCAGAUUCUAGAGCCUUGGUGGUAGUCCCUCCAGUUAAUGCAGAGGCGCUUGCUAUGGUUCCUGUGAACCCAAAAAGUAAACGUUCUGAACUUUCACAACGUAGAAUACGGAGACCAUUCUCAGUUGCAGAAGUAGAAGCGUUAGUUGAAGCUGUGGAGCAUCUUGGAACUGGAAGGUGGCGUGAUGUUAAAAUGCGUGCUUUUGACAAUGCUGAUCACCGAACUUACGUUGACUUGAAGGAUAAAUGGAAGACAUUGGUACAUACAGCAAGCAUUGCCCCGCAACAACGUAGGGGCGAGCCGGUUCCCCAGGAACUUCUAGACAGAGUCUUAGCUGCCCAUGCUUACUGGUCUCAACAACAGGGAAAACAUCAUGCUGAACCAUUGAAAACUCAGAAACUCGUCGCAUGAUGAAAUUCGUCGAACUGUCAAAAGAUUGUAAAGAAAAUAUUAUAUUAGGUAACACGAAAAACCCCACGACGAUGCAACUGUAAAAAGGAUUCGUUCGUUCUGCUUCUCGUCGACUUAGACUCACUGAUUUGUUGCAGUUUGUGACUUUGUAAAUUGUUCAGGAAUAAAGCAAGUGUAGCAGGAUGUCUUUUAGGAUUUAUAUAUAUUGUUUCUGUUGGUGCUUUCAUUUGGUAUCAUUAGGAUUAUUAUGGAAAGAAUUAAAAUGUAUUAAAUAUGUACAUUAUUAGUAGUUUUAUUGAUUUCUAGUGUAAUUUUUACUAUUGUAUGAAAACUAUUCUGAUAUUUAGCUUAA